Molecule: messenger RNA, 4125 nt
Organism: Camarhynchus parvulus
Lineage: Eukaryota; Metazoa; Chordata; Aves; Passeriformes; Thraupidae
Gene: CELF4
Product: CUGBP Elav-like family member 4
Exons: 14
Coding region: 220-1782 (520 amino acids)
Biological process (GO): mRNA splice site recognition; regulation of alternative mRNA splicing, via spliceosome
Cellular component (GO): nucleus; cytoplasm; ribonucleoprotein complex
Molecular function (GO): mRNA binding
Source: RefSeq, a predicted model, not a curated record
GACACAGAUCUUCAAUGUAAAAAAAAAAUCAGAUCAGACCCAGAGAGAGAGAGAGAGAGAGAGAGAGAGAGAGACAGAGAGGGAGGAGUGUGUGUGUGUGUGAGUGUGUGUGUGUGUGUGUGUGAAAGAGGGAGAGGGAGCGAGAGAGCGAGAGAGAGGGAGAGAGAGGGAGGGAGAGAGAAAAGAAGAGGGGGAAAAAAAGGAAAGAAGAUUUUCUCUAUGUAUAUAAAGAUGGCCACGUUAGCAAACGGACAACCAGACAAUACCAGCCUGAGUAGCAAUCACAGCAACCCCAGCACCAACGGGCAUAUGAACGGAUUAAACCAUAGUCCCGGAAACCCAUCCACCAUCCCAAUGAAGGACCACGAUGCCAUUAAGCUCUUUAUUGGGCAGAUCCCCCGUAACCUGGACGAGAAAGACCUCAAACCGCUCUUCGAGGAGUUCGGGAAGAUCUAUGAACUGACGGUGCUGAAGGACAGGUUCACUGGCAUGCACAAAGGCUGUGCCUUCCUAACAUACUGCGAAAGGGAGUCUGCUCUAAAGGCCCAGAGCGCACUGCAUGAACAGAAGACACUGCCGGGGAUGAACAGACCGAUCCAGGUGAAGCCAGCGGACAGCGAAAGCCGAGGAGAAGACAGAAAACUCUUUGUGGGCAUGCUCAAUAAGCAGCAGUCGGAAGACGAUGUGCGCAGGCUAUUCGAGGCAUUUGGCAACAUCGAGGAGUGCACAAUCCUUCGGGGACCUGAUGGCAACAGCAAAGGGUGUGCAUUUGUGAAAUACUCUUCACAUGCAGAGGCCCAAGCUGCCAUCAAUGCCUUGCAUGGCAGCCAGACAAUGCCGGGAGCCUCUUCAAGCCUGGUGGUGAAGUUUGCGGACACGGACAAGGAGCGUACAAUGAGGCGCAUGCAGCAAAUGGCAGGACAAAUGGGCAUGUUCAACCCCAUGGCCAUCCAGUUUGGAGCUUAUGGAGCCUAUGCACAGGCACUGAUGCAGCAGCAAGCGGCCAUCAUGGCCUCAGUGGCGCAGGGCGGGUACCUGAACCCCAUGGCCGCCUUCGCCGCGGCCCAGAUGCAGCAGAUGGCGGCUCUGAACAUGAACGGCCUGGCAGCCGCCCCCAUGACUCCAACCUCAGGUGGAAGCACGCCUCCUGGCAUAACUGCACCAGCUGUGCCUAGCAUCCCAUCUCCAAUUGGGGUGAAUGGUUUCACUGGCCUCCCGCCACAGGCUAAUGGGCAGCCAGCUGCUGAAGCCGUGUUUGCUAAUGGCAUUCACCCUUAUCCAGGUGUAUGGCACCAGAUUUCCUUCCAAGAGGCCCCCACCUUUGCAUCCUCCAAGCCUUGCCUCCAGCCACACCUCUGUGCGGCACAGAGCCCCACUGCAGCAGACCCCUUGCAGCAAGCCUACGCUGGAGUGCAGCAGUACGCAGGUCCUGCUUAUCCUGCUGCUUAUGGCCAGAUUAGCCAAGCGUUCCCACAGCCACCUCCCAUGAUCCCACAGCAACAGAGAGAAGGACCAGAGGGCUGUAACCUGUUUAUCUACCAUCUGCCCCAGGAGUUUGGGGAUGCUGAGCUGAUGCAGAUGUUCCUGCCUUUCGGUAAUGUCAUCUCCUCGAAAGUGUUUGUGGAUCGGGCGACAAACCAAAGUAAAUGCUUUGGUUUUGUGAGUUUUGACAAUCCUGCCAGUGCCCAAGCUGCUAUCCAGGCCAUGAAUGGAUUCCAGAUUGGCAUGAAGAGGCUGAAGGUGCAGCUGAAGAGGCCAAAGGAUGCUAAUCGUCCCUACUGAAGGGUUGUGGGAACCACUGGAUACAAAGCACUAGCACAGGGCAGCAGCUGAAUGGGCCACAUUUAGAAAAAAAAAAAGUAUAUAUAUAUUAAAAAAAAAGUGAACUGUUGGAUUACAUCUUUGACAUAUCAGCAAAUAUCAGUCGAGCUGAAGACUUCAGACCUAUUCUCUCUUUGUUUAGACUGUAACAUUUCUUCAAGAAAAGUAUCACAUCUGCUGACUUCGAAGGACAUGCGCUUGAAAACAAACAAACACAUAAAGUAAAAUCAGAGCAGGAGGAAGAUGAACCGGGAUUUCUGAAGAGACACUGAUAUCACCACAGCGGCUUUUCUUCAAACAGGAGAUGCAAACCUGGAUUCUGGCAAAGGAGUGCCUGUUUGCCACCAAGGAUGCGGUUACCAUGCAAGACCCAUGGUAACAGUCACUGAGCAUCUUUAUCUGUCAUUCCUUAGCUAUAUAGGGACCAAAGGACAAAACUUUUUACCGCAGACUUGUAGCUGUAUGUAAAAUAUGGAAGUUCUUUCCUUUUCUCUGAGCUGUUCCUAAAACAGUUUUUGAGAGCGAUUAUAUGAAAUAUGUAAAACCUAAAAAAAAAAAAAAAACCAAAAAAACACAAAAAACACAAAAAACACCAAAAAAAAAAAAACAAAACACAAAAAAUUACAAAUGCUUAAAUGCUUUUAAAAUGGCAAGAUAAUAGUUCUUUGAUACUUUGGGAGGUUCUUUGGUUAUACAUUAAUUAGAGUCUAUGAAGCUUUCAUAUGGUUUUCUGUAUAAUACGCAAGGAUUGCGUUGUUAAAGGCAGGUAAGAUGGAUAUCUAUGAAAAGCAAAAAAAAGUAAAUAAAUAAAUACAUAAUUAAGUACAUAAAAAGGCAUAGAAAAGAGAAAGGAAAGAUGGUUGAUAUUAAAUGGAAAACAAAAAGGUUUGUAAAUGCUUCUAACUCUCCCCAUUUAAAAUCCUAAUAGUUGUACAGAAUUUAAAAAAGAAAGUUUAAAAUACCUAUAUAAUAGAAAAAAAUUAGACAACAUAAAAAUAAAAAAAAACAAAAAAGCAAAAAAAAUAAUACUACAUAGAAGUUAGCGUUAAUGCUAAAAACAAAGAUGUUGUAGAACUGUAAUUUUGUAGAGUUUAGAUUGAGCAUAAAUUCCUACUCUCUGCCAAUUGCUGUUGGAUGCUGUUAUUUAUCGAGGAGAAAAAGGAGAAAAAUGGCUAUUUUGGCAGCUUUUUUAACUGCAAGCAUUCCAGCUAUUAAAAAAUAAACAAGACAAGACUCAAUUCUGUAGACAAUGCAAAUGGGAAAAAAAAAAAAAAACAGCUGUCUUUUUAUCAGACGUUAGUUCUAACUUGAACAACAAAACACAGCUAAACGCUUCAUGUCUUCAUGAUCUGCUGUCCGCAAAAUUCCCAUCAUCCUAUGCUUCAGUAGCUUCCAUAUUUGCUCUAGAAACCUUCAGGGCAAGGGAUUAGCCUAGUACCUUAAUCUUAAAAAAAAAAAAAAAACAAAAAACCUAAAAAACCUAAAAAACCUUAAAAAAAAAACCAUAAAAAGUAAACUAAAGAAACAAUCUCUUUGAAGAAUUUCUGAAACUGUUUACAAGGAAUUUUGAAAAACAGGGGGAUGUUUAAAAAAAAAAAAGAUGCUGGCUCUGUUUUCUGUAAAUAAAUUUGCAUAUUUUGUAGGACUUUUAAUUGUAAUGAUAGAGAAAAAACAAGGAAAACUAUUUAAUGAAAGCACGAUAUUUAUCUUUGGUAAAUGACUUUAGAGCAGUUAAAAAUAAGACAUUGCUUUAAAAAAUCUGACUCAGAAAAAACAAUGAAUUAUUUAAGAACACAUAUAUUUUAAAGAAUAUCAUAUUUAUUAUAAUUUAUUUUCACAGUCUUAAAACUUGAUUUACAUAAUUCUCACACUUGUUUGCAUCCAUUGAGCAGUGUGAUAAUUGUUUUUGAUUAUUAUUUGGUUAUACUCUUGUUUUUGGUUAAUGCUCUUGUUUGUUUUUCUCAGUAUUUUUUAUUUCAAUCUCAAACUUCCUGUCUUUGUUGUUUUUUCCUUUUUGGUUCCUUUUCCUUUUUUUUUUUUUUAAUGUUAAUUUUGAUUACAUAUUGGGCCUGACCGUGCAGUCCUUACUCUUCCAAAACUCUCAUGGGGAUAUAACGAGCAUUUUGCCAGAGUAAGGACUGAAGCAAACUGAGCCCACAGCUAGGAAGUACAGAUGUGUAACGCAGCUGCAGUUCCAUACAACUGCUCUUUCACUCUCAAUUCCCUAAAACUCCUUGUAAUCUUCUGUAAUUAUUGAAUGACGCUUUCCAGCUUAGCCCUAAAUAAAGCACAGUUUAAAAAAAA